UUGAAAUUUGAGGAGACCAUGGAGCAUUCCCCCACAGAAGAAGGUCAAAAGAAGGUCUAAUUCAUGUCCCUUUUUUGUGCAUGGAGUGCAGCCACUCCUUCAAAUUUCCUCAGCUUUCAACGUGCACAUGUACAGCAAACUUGGAUCGAACGAUCGCAGUCUAUGAUUUUGUUCCAUGGCGUGAUUUGGUUGGAUGCGUUCUGACGCAAAUAAAAAAAAAAGCAAUGGCAUAACGUAUUGUAAACUUAACCCGUAGGCCAACUUAUUGCUUUUUAGUUUGCUUCCACCACCAAUCCGCUGCAUCCUAAACAGCCAAAUCAAAGGUUUUCAGCUUAAGAGUUGAAAUUUCUUCAAGAUAUUGUCACGAAAGGAAAUGUCGGAUACUACCUGAUACUCUAUUAAGGGGCAUUUCCUAUUGGUAGCAUUGCUGGUAACAAGUGACAUCAGUUGAGUCAGCCACAAUGGAUGGAAACGGACAAAACACUUGCGUCAAGUUCUUGAAGACGCUUAGUCGAAAGAAGCAGUUUAGCCCAGAUGAAGACACGUAUUCGACGCCUUUACGACGUUACCUGAGCACUAUCGACCUGACUUUCCUUGGCAUUGGUUCCAUGUUUGGUGCCGGGUUGUAUGUCCUGACUGGAACCGUUGCCAAGGAAUAUGCCGGUCCUGCCGUGUUUAUUUCCUACUUCAUCGCCGGUCUGGCUUCCUUGUUCGCUUCGUUGUGCUAUGCAGAGUUCUCGUGUCGGAUUCCAAGGACCGGUUCUGCGUACCUGUUCACUUAUGUCACGAUUGGUGAGCUGUGGGCAUUCCUUAUCGGAUGGAACAUGAUCCUCGAGUACACUGCUUCUGCUGCUUCGGUUGGACGCUCCUUCAGUGGUUACAUCGAUGAGCUAUCGAAUGGAGCUUAUUCGAACUUCACAAUAACCUACGUAAUGGGGAAUAAAACAUGGGACGUACCAUUUAUAGCCCCAUAUCCUGAUAUCCUGGGAGCGGCAUAUUGUCUAUUUGUCAUGAUCUUUGUUCUCCUUGGGGUAGGAACAUCAUCGACCUUGAACAAUAUCUUCUUAGUGGUUAAUGUUAUUGUCGUAGGAAUCAUUGUCGGGUUGGGUGCAAAGUAUGUGAAUAUAGAGAACUGGGAAGGACCAGGUGGAUUCACUCCAUAUGGUUUUAAGGGGGUUAUAACAGGAGCAGCGACGUGUUUCUAUUCAUACGUUGGUUUCGACGUCAUUGCAAUAUCUAGUGAGGAGACUCUUAACCCUAGAAAAAGUAUACCCAUCGCAAUGGUUUCAUCUAUUGUUAUCAUAACAAUCUUAUACAUGAUUCCAUCAGCAAUACUGACAUUGAUUAUACCAUAUUGGAAACUUAAUGCCGCCUCCGCCUUUUCGCAGGCCUUCCAAUACAAUGGUGUCCUAUGGGCCGAGUGGGUGGUUGGGGUUGGAGCCAUAUGUUCUACCUUUACUUGUAUCUUAACGUCCCUCUUUUGUCUGCCUCGAUCCCUGUACGCGAUGGCAUCAGAUGGACUGAUAUUUGAAUUCCUUGCCACAGUCAACAGCAGGACCCAGGUACCUGUCACCGCCGGGAUCAUAUUCGGAUUCUUCGUUGCCCUCCUAGAUAUAUUUUUCACCUUAGUAGACCUUGUCGCGUUUCUAUCGAUCGGUGUUCUCUGUGCCUAUGCCAUUGUUGCAGCUUCAAUAGUGGUGUUACGCUACAGACCUGGUGGCUACAACAUCAACGUCAGCAUCCACGAUUCCUUUUUAAGAGAUCAGUACGACGCAAAAGGUGACAAUCACAAUCUGAUGCCCUUGGAAUAUCCUCUGCGCUCGGCAUCAUCGGCAGAUCCCAUCGUGACCCACACGGAUAAUGCCUAUGAUCUCCAUCUUGCUGGGACUCUAAUAGAAAAAUACAGAGGAUGGCCCAUCAUAUGGCGGCUCUAUGGCUACACACCGGGAAAGGUCGUCUUAGUGGCCCUUCUUGUAGGAGUCCUAUUUGGAGUCGGAGCCAUCGCCAUUGUUCUCCAUGGAUACGAGUAUUUAGCUGCUUGUGACUGGUGGGCCAUCCUCCUUUUGAUUUCGACGUCCAUUGUGAGUUUGACCUGUUUUAGUUUGAUACCUCUGCAUUACCAGAACGACCCGGGUCAGCAGUUCAGUGUUCCCUUUGUCCCCUUGGUACCUAUUCUGAGCGUUCUUCUUAAUUGUGGAUUGAUGCUUAUGCUUACUCUUAUCACAUGGAUCCGGUUCUUUGUAUGGAUUGCCAUAGGUUUGUUGAUAUACGCCCUCUAUGGAUAUAAACACAGUAAAGUGGGACAGAAGGCGAGACAAGAGGCCGAGGAAGCACAGAGCGGCUCAUCAACUAGUCCAACGCCCUCUUACGGCUCUCUACAGAACGAUAGAAACGGUAUCUUGACGCCAAGCUGAUAGAUGCAGUGUCCGUAGAAAUGAAAUAGAAAAUAUACUUUAUCUGUCGUUUGAAUAAACGCAUU
This is a messenger RNA of Lytechinus variegatus (green sea urchin), 2479 nucleotides long. RefSeq names its product cationic amino acid transporter 4-like. The coding region runs from base 462 to 2414 and encodes 650 amino acids. Gene Ontology annotation, cellular component: plasma membrane. Lineage: Eukaryota; Metazoa; Echinodermata; Echinoidea; Temnopleuroida; Toxopneustidae. The transcript is spliced from 4 exons. Gene Ontology annotation, biological process: transmembrane transport; amino acid transport. The record is from RefSeq and is a predicted model, not a curated record. Gene Ontology annotation, molecular function: amino acid transmembrane transporter activity.